AAUGUUGCUAACACACAAAAUGGGCGUUGAAAUAUGCAAACUUGGCUACGGCUCUGAUAUGAGAAUUUUAUUUGCAUGGUAGGGUUAUGACUUUGUGUUUAACAGUUGUAAGUUGUUGACUGUAGUUGUGAGUGAUAAGUCAAAAUUAUAUCUGUCACGCGCGUGUAUAUUUACAGGUUUGUGAAGGGGCGUAAACUGCAGCUCUGUAAAGGUAAAACCCGUCUGGGUGUUUACUGCGCACGCGCAAACACCAAAUUCCUUUUUUAGGAAGUCAGAAACUCCGACGAAGCGGCCGUUUCCUGCAGGAAUAUACACGGAUCAUUAGAUGAAGUUUUUCGACACAUCUCACACUCUGGGGAGCAAGAAGAGCAUCCGUGUGAAUCUUCAACAACACACAAACACCGAUGGAACAGAGUUUGAGGGAUAUUUGAUGUGAUCUGGAUGUGGUGUUUGUGUGGAUGACUGAAGAUCAUCUUGAAUCUUUUGCUUCUGUAUGGGAUCAUGCAGACUGUUCUUUGGUUAAGCAUCGUUUCAUUCAUGUUGGACUCUUGUGUGAGCCACAGUUUGUUCACAUGUGAGCCAGUGCGUGUGCAGUGGUGUCAUGGCAUGUCAUACAACAGGACAUUUUUCCCCAACAUGCUUGAUCAUUAUGACCAGGACAUUGCAGCCACCAACAUGAAGCACUUCAUGCCAUUGGUUAACCUGCGCUGUUCUCCUGACGUUCAUCUGUUCCUGUGUCAAGCCUUUGUUCCGGAGUGCACAGAGGACACGCGUGUGCUGCGUCCGUGCAGAGAGCUGUGUGGGCGUGUCAUGUCUGACUGCAGUAGAGAUAUGCGCACGUUUGGCAUCAGCUGGCCUUCAGAACUGCAGUGUGACGGUUUGGAAUCAUGCCAUGUUUCUCCUGCUGGUUCUGCUGUUUCGCCAGUUGAAGAUGUGACCACACCCAGAAGUUCUCUGUCAGCCAACCGGGAUCUGGGAUUCUGGUGUCCUCUUCAGCUGAAGACUCGCCCCGGUCAGGGCGGCUCAUUUCUCGGGGCACAGGACUGCGCGCCUCCGUGUGACAACAUGUACCUGAAAGCACAUGAAGUUCGCUUUGCCAAGACCUUCAUUGGCAUUUGUUCUGUUGUGUGCUUGUGCGCCACUCUCUUCACCUUUUUAACUUUCCUCAUUGAUGUGAAGAGGUUCCGCUACCCAGAGCGGCCCAUCAUCUUUUACGCUGUGUGCUACAGUUUCGUCUCUUUCAUUUAUUUCGUGGGUUUUCUGCUGGGUAACGAGGCCGCCUGCAUCAAAAGCAGUGUGCCGGGCCGCUCGUCCACAGUGGUGCUGGGCGCUCAGAACCGUGCCUGCUCGCUGCUCUUCAUGCUGCUGUAUUUCUUCUCCACUGCCGGGAUGGUGUGGUGGGUCAUUCUGACCAUCACCUGGUUUCUGGCUGCUGGGCCCAAGUGGAGCUGUGAAGCCAUCGAGAAAAAGGCUGUGUGGUUCCACACGGUGGCCUGGGGUCUUCCCGGAGCACUCACAGUCACGCUGCUGGCGCUGAACAAAGUGGAGGGAGACGGCAUCAGCGGCGUGUGUUUCGUGGGUCUCUACGACCUGCCGGCGUUGCGCUGGUUCGUCGUGGCUCCUCUGGCCGUGGCUGUGCUGGCCGGCCUCUCGCUGCUGCUGGCCGGGAUAGUGUCUCUGAACCACGUGCGUCAGGUGAUCCAACACGACGAACGGAACCAGGAGAAGCUGAAGAAGUUCAUGAUCCGCAUCGGAGUUUUCAGCGGUCUCUAUCUUCUCCCUCUGCUGACGCUGCUGGGGUGUUACCUGUACGAACAGGCCCGCCGUGGCUCCUGGGAGAACACCUGGAUCAACGAGCGCUGUCAGGAAUAUGGCAUUCCCUGCUCCUACAGCAGGACUGAUGCAGACCGCCCCGAGCUCUCGCUGUUUCUCAUGAAGUAUCUCAUGACGCUGGUAGUGGGAAUAUCGACAGUGUUUUGGGUGAGCAGUAAGAAAACCUGCACAGAGUGGGCAUCAUUCUUCAGUAGAACUCGCAAAAAAGACCCCAUCAGCGAGAGUCGCCGUGUUCUGCAGGAGUCCUGCGAGUUUUUUCUCAAACACAACAGCCGCGUGCAGCACAAAUCGAAGCACUACAAGUCGACUUCGCAUAAACUUAAGGUCAUCUCCAAAUCUAUGGGCACUAGCACAGGUGUUCAAACUCCUGUGGUCAGCAACCAUGAGAACACAUCUUUGAGCCAGAACCUCUCAGAUCAGCAUCGAUCCUCCGAGACUUCCACACGAGAUCGGGCCGAGUCGACGCCGGCCGAGAGAUGCAGUUCCAGUCGCAUCAGCAGCCGCACUGAGAGUCUCCGCAGGAUGCCAGUAAAAGACACUUUGGAAACUGGCCGCAGUGGGACAAACUCCCAAUGAAAUCUCCGAGUGGCCGUGACGUCGGAAUGAAGAGCUCCUGCUGCCUUCCUCUCAUUCAGCAUCUGUGUAUUCAGCACUGGAAGAUUCAUUGAAGUUGUUGUUUGUGUGUUCAUAUGAUGAUAAAGUGCCUGUAGACUUUCAGUUUCACGAGGACAUCAAUUUAUCUGCAUUUCUGGAGUAGCAGGUAAAGAAUUGCACAUUAGCGGAUUAAUCCUAACACUGGCUUCUCACCUUAAUCAAAGAAAAUAGCAACUGGUUAAGAUUUAUGCUUUUUUUAUUUGUAUAUAAUUCUUAAACUUGCAUAAACAAGUGGAAAAAGUUGUACAAAGGCACUUUCACAGUGCUCCGCUAUGAAUGAUGUUACAGUAUGUGAUGAAUAUCAUUUUGCAAAUGAUUGACAAAGAAUGUUCUGUUUCAAACUGUUACUCAGAAUGUCACUGCGUUUACACCGUAGAUUGUAUUUUAAUACUGCUGGUUUAAAUGAGUUAUGAAAAAAAGGACUUUUGAAUAGAAGUGAAUGUAAAAGAUUAUGGAGCGAUUUCCAGGACAGGUAUAGCUUAAGCCAGGACUAGACUUAGUUUAAUUGGAAAAAUCACAUCCCUGAUUAAACGUUCUAUCUAAAUACAGAUUUCAGUGUUUUUUUAUGUUCUCGCUGGGAUCACCCGCGUAAAUUGCAAUAAUUCGAUUUUUGUGACGAAUUGGGGAUGUGCGCGUCGUCAUCAUCCAGCUGACCAACUGGAUCCUUUCUCUGCUCUCCACGGCAUAGAGACGGAGCGCAUUUAGGCCACGCCCACACCGGGGAACGAUCCAACCCUCUCCAUUGACUUGCUAUAGCGGGAAGCUGCCUCCUUGUAAUUUCUGACUUCUAACAAAAAGCAGAACAAUUCCUAAAAGCUGCUGUGUGACAGGGUGUACAGCAAACAAGCUAAAAAACACAGAACUAAGUUGCGAAGUGAAAAAUACGUAAUUUUGGCAAAUAGUUGCCUUUUUAUGAUGUAACUUAACAGACU
This is a messenger RNA of Triplophysa rosa, 3419 nucleotides long. It is a transcript of the gene fzd6, whose product is annotated as frizzled class receptor 6. Gene Ontology annotation, molecular function: Wnt receptor activity; Wnt-protein binding. Lineage: Eukaryota; Metazoa; Chordata; Actinopteri; Cypriniformes; Nemacheilidae. Gene Ontology annotation, biological process: canonical Wnt signaling pathway; non-canonical Wnt signaling pathway. The record is from RefSeq and is a predicted model, not a curated record. The transcript is spliced from 7 exons. The coding region runs from base 502 to 2409 and encodes 635 amino acids. Gene Ontology annotation, cellular component: plasma membrane.